Cyclopterus lumpus (lumpfish) is the source of this 2136-nucleotide messenger RNA. RefSeq names its product interaction protein for cytohesin exchange factors 1 (gene ipcef1). NCBI's taxonomy places the organism in Eukaryota, Metazoa, Chordata, Actinopteri, Perciformes, Cyclopteridae. The transcript has 11 exons. The record is from RefSeq and is a predicted model, not a curated record. Bases 244 to 1539 code for a protein of 431 amino acids.
GUUCACAAUGAGGCUGUGAGCCAGUGCUAUUCUGGAGCAUUCACUUAUCAAGUUUUUUAAAACUUGAUUUUCUGACUCUUGACUUGCAAUUCUACUUUUUCUACUCUCAUCCAAUUCACAUUUGUGUGUUGUUGUUUUUUUUCACUGUCUGCGCCAUCUGCCCAUGACGUCACUUCCUCUUGUCUUACGUUAGAGCAUAUUAUUCUCUUUUUGGCUGCCUUCCCCAUAUCUGUGCCCCCAUCUAUGGCUGCCGAUGACUACAACCCUGUCUCCCUCCGACACAAGUCCAAGAGGAAGACUCGAGGCGGCAAUGGUACGAUGAGCAGACGACGGAUCUCGGUCAAAGAGCUGGGUCCCCCGGACCACCAGGGCUGGCUGUACAGGAAGAAAGAGAGCAAAGGCUUCCUGGGCAUCAAAUGGAAGAAGUACUGGUUUGUGCUGAAGAAGACGGCUCUGUACUGGUACGCCAACCAGCUGGCGGAGAAGGCCGAAGGCUACAUCGACCUCACCAACUUCAUGAUCGACAGAGCCAUAGAGUGCAAGAAGAAACAUGCGUUGAAAGCCUGCCACCCAAACGUCAUGAUGUUUUAUUUCGCUGCCGAGAGCCACGAGGAGAUGAACUUAUGGUUGAAUAAGCUCGGGCUAGCCUCCAUUCAAUAUGAGUCAACAGAACGAAACACUGCAGUCGAGUGUUACAGUGAAGCCAGUGACCAUGAAGAAGCUGAAAGCACAGAGGUUCCCCCUCCACCGUACUCUGAACAAACCCUCCGGGACUCUGUGGAUAGAUCCGGUCCACCUGGAAGCACGCAUCAGGGCACCCUUCCUCCCCCCUACUCCUCCACAGUCGCCGGAAAAGCCAACGGUUCGCUCUCGUCCCCCGUGAGUACGAUGACAUCAGAGAGCUCCACCUCCUCGCUCGCCAAGCACCGGCAGUCCUGGUUGGACCUGGUGUCGCACGCGUCCCCUCCCGCCGCGGAAACGGCAGUGGUGUGCUCAGUUCAAGUACACUCGCAUCGACCUGAAGAGGAUGACCCCCAGUUGCCGGAGAGCUCGUCUCACGCAGACCCUUCGGACACGGGGUCCGGUGAAGAAGGCCCUGCCGCGGAGGGGGAAGCACAGACGGGGGUUUCGGGUACUGAAAACCAGGGGGAUAGUGUGAACGACUCAGAUGAGAUGGAGAAGCUUUAUAUUCAUCUAAAAGCGGCCAGCCUCUCCCCAAUAGGAGACCGCAAGCCAUCCACGAAAAGGGAAUUCAGGGCUUCCUUCGUGAGACGCUGUAAAAACCACACUGUCAAUGAUAAACUGCACCUUAUCAGGACUCUCAACAGCACAUUAAAGUCGAAGGAGGCCGACCUACAGGCAAUAGACCAGGUGCUGGCCGACCUGGGGCUUACCUCAACCAAGUUCCAGGAGUGGAAGGAGGCCAAUGUGCCUUUGAUGCAGGAGAUCUGUGUCAAACAAGACCAGCAGGGGGCAGCAGAGGCCACGGAAGCUGCAGCGUCAGUCAUUGCUGCUCCAGUGGUCGAGACCAGUUUAUAAAGACUCCUCGGGACUGGUUUUACUGUGUCUGGACUCGGGAGGACUUUACAUAUUUUGGACGCCCACACACUGCUGUUUUUAAUUGAGACUACUGUUCCGUAUGAGCGGAUGUUGAUUACUAAUAGACAAGUAACUGGAUCAAUGAAGAAGAGGUUUUUUUUUUAAGUUCUUAAAUGGAUGUGAUGCAGACAUGUAUAUAAUGAGCAGAUCAUAUUCAAAUGUGAAUUGUGUCUAAGUAUUACUUUUACUGUUUAAUUUGUAAGGUUAGCAAAUUUGACAGAUAAUUGUUUUUAUGUUGUAAUUUCUGUGAACCUAUUCAUACAUUGUUUUAAUAUUUUGCAAUAUGCGUUGUAAAAAUGGGUCCAUUGUUCUCUGCAUAGAAACACUUGUUUUUACAUUAUGUUUUAUGCUUUGAUUUCAUCAGUAGUGAACACAUUUGAACCGUUACUGCUCAGUCAAUUAUUGGUGCCAUGUACCAUCACUGCCUGUUACACGUGUUUUUUUUAAUAAGUGUUGUCGCCCUAGAAUUUAUGCCAUCGUACUUGAAACUGAACAUCAGGACCUGCGCUAAUUUAAUAAAUGUCAUGAAAACGUCAA